GUCCCGGGCUGACCUUCUGACGCGUUUCCCAUGGCUGACUCCGCCGGGCCGCGCUCGCCCGGCCUCAAGGCUCGGACGCCCCGCGCUUCCCGAAACGCCUCAGGUGCUAAACAGACAAAUGCUUUAAAACAAGAAGAUGCUUCUAAAAGGAAAGCAGAACUAGAAGCAGCUGUGAGAAAGAAGAUUGAAUUUGAGAGAAAAGCUCUUCAUAUUGUUGAACAGCUUUUAGAAGAGGAUAUUACAGAAGAAUUCCUAAGGGAAUGUGGGAAGUUCAUCACACCUGCUCACUACAGCGAUGUCGUGGAUGAGCGUUCUAUUAUCAAACUCUGCGGUUAUCCUUUAUGUCAGAAGAAACUAGGAAUUGUACCAAAGCAGAAAUAUAAAAUUUCUACCAAAACCAAUAAAGUCUAUGAUAUUACUGAAAGAAAGUGCUUUUGCAGCAACUUUUGUUACAAAGCAUCUAAGUUUUUUGAAGCACAAAUUCCUAAAACUCCAGUAUGGGUUCGAGAAGAGGAAAGGCAUCCUGAUUUUCAGUUACUACAGGAAGGACAAAGUGGCCAUUCUGGAAAGGAAGUACAGCUAUGCACUAAGGCCAUUAAAACAUCAGAUAUUGACAAUCCUGGCCAUUUUGAGAAGCAUUAUGAAUCUGGUUCUUCCAGCUCUCAUAGUGAUAAUAGCAGUGAUAAUGAACAAGACUUUGUUUCCUCCAUUCUACCAGGAAACAGACCAACUGCAACGGGUAUAAGUCCACAGCUGCACAAAAAAAGCAUAAUGAAAAAGAAAGCUGGUCAGAAAGCUAACUCCAAACAUGAAGACAAAGAAGAGACGGUAAUAGAUGUCACUGAGCAGCUAGGCAAGUGCAGAUUAGAUAGUCAUGGGAAGGCUGCUGCUUGUGAACUUCCUUUACAGAAAGUAAGUACUCAGAUUUCUUCAAAUAGUCCUUUGCAAGAAAAAUUAGAAGCUACAGAAAAUUCUGAAAAUAAAUACAGUAGUUCAAAAAUAACUCUAGUAGGCAUAAGUAAGAAAAGUGCUGAGCAUUUUAAGAGAAAAUUUGCCAAAUCAAAGCAAGAUUCUAGGCCAGGCUCUAGUUCAGUGCAGAUGUGUCCUGAAGUUGCAAAGGCAAACUUACUUAAAGUCCUGAAGGAGACUUUGAUUGAGUGGAAGACAGAAGAAACUUUGAGGUUUUUGUAUGGCCAGAAUUAUGCUGCUUUGUGUCUGAAACUUUCUUCAGCCCCUCUGGUUAAAGAAGAAGAACUUGAUGAAGAUGACAUACACUCUGACCUAGAUAGGCAUUUCUCUGCCUUUCAGGAAUCUCAGAACAGCUUGGAUGAGUCUUUACCUUUUAGGGCCUCAGAUACAGCCAUUAAACCACUACCAAGUUAUGAGAACUUGAAAAAAGAAACUGAAACAUUAAAUCUGAGGAUAAGGGAGUUUUAUAGAGGACGAUAUGUUUUGAGUGAAGAAACCAUCAAAUCACAAGACUCAGAAGAGCAUGAUCCCACCUUUCCACUGAUAGAUUCAAGUUCUCAGAACCAGAUUAGAAAACGCAUCGUACUGGAAAAGUUGAGUAAAGUAGUGCCUGGACUUUUGGGGCCUCUUCAAAUCACAUUAGGAGAUAUUUAUACACAACUUAAAAAUCUCAUCCGAACUUUCAGAUUAACAAAUAGAAAUAUUAUACACAAACCUGUGGAGUGGACCUUAAUUGCUAUGGUGUUGCUGUCAUUACUGACCCCAAUUCUUGGCAUUCAGAAACAUUCUCGGGAAAAUGUGGUGUUUACACAGUUUAUAGAGACUUUGCUUGAAGAAUUACACUUAAAGAAUGAAGACCUUGAAAGCUUAACUGUCAUAUUUAAAACCAGCUGUUAACCGGAAUGGUAUAAUCCAUGAAGACCAAAUAGAAGGUAGACUUCUAUUCAUCAUUUCUGGAAUUCUACCUACAAUAAUGUUCCAGUGGUGACUGUUAACUAGCUUUGUUCUAAGAAAGACCUUUAACUCCUUAGAUUUCAGCCCCCUGCUUCCCAGUCCCUAACUGUACAGUGACUUCCCCUUGAUUGAGGAGAACCAUUAUUCCAACCAGGAUAACCAAGUCCCUGUAUUCCCUAGCAUUAAGACAUAGUAUUUUUAUUUACUUGAAAAUGAAAAUUGAAGUCUUAAGUUGAAACUUUAAUUUUAAUGACCUCAUUUUUUUCUGGAUGAUUGCAGCCAUCAUAUCAGUUGACAGAAACAUUUAAGAACAUUCCUAUUUUGGCCUUGCACUCUAAACUCUAGAUUCUAAGCAGCCAGAAAGAGGUCAAUAAAUGCAACCUAAAAUGAAGCCCUUUGGAAGUCUAGUCAUUAUUCUUUUAAAGAAACUGUGUUAUAAAAUGGUCCUGAGCAAUGGAAUUUAUUGUAGAAGUCCAAAACAGGAGUAUCCCAGAAUUUUCUGGACUCAAAGAAAUAAACUAGUUUGUUUUCAAAAGAGACAAUUAUUAGCAUUUACACAUUCAAACACUUACUAAAUUUAACAAAAGUACAAGACUUGGGGUAUGCAUCUGACUCUUGGUUUCAGCUCACACUCAGCUCAUAUAGUCUGCUUGAGAUUUGCUCACCCUCUCCAUAUGCCCCUCCCAUUCCUGGUCUCUCUCUAAAGUAAAAUCUUUUAGAAAAUAUAUUGGAAAAAGAGCACAAGUAGGAGGCAGAGGCAAAGAGAGAGCAGUAGACUCUCCUCUGAGCAGAGAGACUGACAUGGGCUCAAUCCCAAGACCCUGGGUCAUGACCUGAGCCAAAGGCAGAUGCUUAACCAACUGAGCCACUUAGGUGCCCCUCAAAUAAAUAAAUCUUUAAAAAUAAAACGAGGGGUGGAGGGGCCUUGGAUCGCUUAGGUAAGCAUCCAGUUUGUUUCAGCUCAAGUCAUGUUCUCAAGCGUUGUGAGAUUGAGCCCCACAUUCAGCUCAGCAUGAAGUCUGCUUGAGGUUCCCUUUCUCUCUCCCUUUCCCACUCGUGCACUUGCUCUCCACAAUAAAUCUUUAAAAAUAAAAAAGUGGGGGAUCCCUGGGUGGCUCAGCGGUUUAGCACCUGCCUUCGGCCCAGGGCAUGCUCCUGGAGACCCGGGAUCAAGUCCCACUUCAGGCUCCCUGCAUGGGGCCUGCUUCUCCCUCUGCCUGUGUCACUCUGCCUCUCUCUCUCUGUGUCUCUCAUGAAUAAAUAAAAUCUUUGAGAAAAAAAGUAUAA
This is a messenger RNA of Nyctereutes procyonoides (raccoon dog), 3210 nucleotides long. RefSeq names its product RNA polymerase II associated protein 2 (gene RPAP2). NCBI's taxonomy places the organism in Eukaryota, Metazoa, Chordata, Mammalia, Carnivora, Canidae. Gene Ontology annotation, molecular function: RNA polymerase core enzyme binding; RNA polymerase II CTD heptapeptide repeat phosphatase activity. The coding region runs from base 31 to 1866 and encodes 611 amino acids. Gene Ontology annotation, cellular component: nucleus; cytoplasm. The transcript is spliced from 13 exons. The record is from RefSeq and is a predicted model, not a curated record.